Drosophila montana is the source of this 5163-nucleotide messenger RNA. RefSeq names its product raptor (gene raptor). The transcript has 3 exons. Bases 121 to 5031 code for a protein of 1636 amino acids. NCBI's taxonomy places the organism in Eukaryota, Metazoa, Arthropoda, Insecta, Diptera, Drosophilidae. Gene Ontology annotation, molecular function: protein binding; protein-macromolecule adaptor activity. Gene Ontology annotation, biological process: TORC1 signaling; positive regulation of cell growth; cellular response to amino acid stimulus. Gene Ontology annotation, cellular component: cytoplasm; TORC1 complex. The record is from RefSeq and is a predicted model, not a curated record.
AACAACAACAACAACAACAACAGCAGCAACAGCAAUUGGCAGGUGCAACAAGCGCAGCAACAAAUUGUCUAAAGUGAAGCUUUUUCGUAGCGGAAAAAAGAGAAGAGGAACGCCACAAAGAUGGCGCUGCAGCUGCCCAUGUCGGCCGUUGCCAGAGAACGCAGCAACAGCGGCAGCGCAACAACAACAACAACAACAAUCAGCAGAACAACUGGCAGCGCCGUCAACCUGAUGAGCAGCGCACCAGCGUACUGUGGCAACGCUGCCACUCGCAAGCCCAGCACAGGCAAUCAGCGUAAUCUCAAGGAGCGCGAACGUGUGACGCCAGCCACGGAGCAGCCAAAGCAGCAGCAACAACAACACCAACAACAACACCAACAACAACACCAACAACAACAGCAGCAGCAACAACAGCACCACCAAAAGCAACAACAACAACAGACACGCUUGGCGAACGCCUCGCAUCUAUUUGACCUUGAUUUUGUGCACGACGAACAAUGUCCGCUGAGCUUUACGGCCAUGCGGCACCAGGAGCCCAUCGAGCAAUGGCUAUAUGAUCGUCACGCCUGGCGCAUACGGGAGCGCAUGAAAACGGCCAGCGUGGCGCUCGUCCUGUGCCUCAACAUAGGUGUCGAUCCGCCGGAUGUGGUCAAGAUUCAGCCCUGUUCGCGGCUCGAGUGCUGGAUAGAUCCCAGUUCGGUGUCCGCACCAAAGGCCAUGGAGCUGAUCGGCAGCAAUUUGCAAAUGCAAUACGAACGCUGGCAGCCGCGCGCACGCUACAAGAAGUGCCACGAUCCCACCGUGGAGGACGUAAAGAAGCUGUGCACCUCGCUGCGUCGCAAUGCGAAAGGCGAACGCAUCCUGUUCCACUAUAAUGGCCAUGGCGUGCCCAAGCCGACGGCCAACGGCGAAAUUUGGGUGUUCAACAAGACCUUCACGCAGUACAUACCGCUCAGCAUCUUUGAGCUGAUCAACUGGAUGGCGGCGCCCUCAAUCUAUGUCUACGACUGCUCCAAUGCGGGCAUCAUCAUCAACUCGUUCCAGCCCUUUGCCGAGCAGCACGAGCAAGAGCUCGAGAAGGCGCUCGCGGCACAGGCGGCGGGUGCCCAGCCGCCGGCACAGCUGGUCAGCUACAAGAACUGUAUACAUCUGGCGGCGUGUGCGGCCAAUGAGAUCUUGCCCAUGAAUGCACAGCUGCCGGCUGAUUUGUUUACCAGCUGCCUGACUACGCCCAUUAAUAUUGCCCUCAAGUGGUAUGCGAUGCAGGAGAAGCUGGGCAUGGUGCCGCGCAUCCACAGCGAGCUAAUUGACAAGAUACCCGGCAAAGUGAACGAUCGGAGGACAAUGAUGGGCGAACUGAACUGGAUAUUUACGGCAAUUACCGAUACGAUUGCGUGGAACACGCUGCCGCGUGAGCUCUUCCAGCGUCUGUUCAGGCAGGAUCUGUUGGUGGCCAGUUUGUUUCGCAAUUUCCUGCUGGCCGAGCGCAUCUUGCGCAGUCACGAUUGUACGCCCGUCUCGUUGCCGGCUCUGCCGCCGUGUCAUCGGCACGCGAUGUGGAAGGCCUGGGAUUUGGUUGUGGAUCUGGCGCUGCAACAGCUGCCGGACAUAUUGGAGCAGCAGGCGUCAUAUCGUCAGCUGCCCUUCUUCGAGCAUCAGCUGACCGCGUUCCAGGUGUGGCUGGACAGUGAAUCGGAGUCGCGCACCCCGCCCGAGCAGCUGCCCAUUGUGCUGCAGGUGCUGUUGUCCCAGGUGCAUCGAUUGCGUGCUCUGGAGUUGCUCGCCAGGUUCCUGGAUUUGGGUCCCUGGGCUGUCAAUCUGGCGCUGGGCGUGGGCAUCUUUCCGUAUGUCCUCAAAUUGCUGCAGAGCUCGACGCGCGAGCUGCGUCCCGUGUUGGUGUUCAUCUGGGCCAAGAUCCUGGCCGUCGAUCCCAGCUGCCAGGUGGAUCUGGUCAAGGAGUACAAGUAUUUUCUGACCGUGCUGCAGGACAACAUUGUCAGCAAACAGCAUCGCACUUUGUCCGCCUUUGUUCUCGCUUCCAUUGUCCACAACUUUCUGCUGGGCCAGACGAGCGCCCUGCAGGGACCGCUACUCUCCAUAUGCCUGGAGCAGCUGAACGACAGCAGCUGGCUGCUCCGCCAGUGGCUGGCCAUCUGCCUGGGCAUGCUCUGGCAGAACUUUGAGAAGGCCCGUUGGUCGGGUGCCCGCGAUCUGGCGCACGAGAAGCUCUACGUCCUGUUGCGCGAUCCCAUACCGGAGGUCCGUGCCGCUGCCGUCUUUGCGCUGGGCACCUUCAUCAGCUCUGUGACGGAUCGCAGCGAGGAGCAGGCCAACAACAUCGAUCGCAUUAUAGCCAUCACGCUGCUGGAGACGGUUGGCGAGGAUAUGUCGCCGCUGGUGCGCCUCGAGCUAGCCGCCGCGCUCCAAUGGAUGGUGCUGCUCUUCGAGUCGCAGUUCGUCACCGUCUACAUGGCCGAGCACAUGAACAGCCACAGCUCGGCGCUGGUCUCGUGCGGCGGGGAGCGCAGCGCGAGCAUCACGCACGCCCUGCCCAGCUAUGUGCUGUCCACGCACAGUCUAGAGCGGCACGGACAUGCCAGCAUACGACGCGGCGUCAGCUCCAGCUCCAUAUCGAACAUGAGCAGCACCAGCCUGGCGGGCAGCGGGGGCGCCGGCAGUGCUGGCGCCGGCGGAGGCAGCAGCGGCAGCAGCAACACGAGCAGCGCGACCAAUGCCAUACCAUUUCAGUACAUCUUCACCAAGCUGUGGCAGGGCAUCUACAAUCUGGGCCAGGAUCCGUUUCCGCUGGUGGCCCUAACCGCGCAGAAGAUUAUCGCGCAUGUACGGGACGCGGCGCUCUGCAUGAUAACCGCCAAGGAGGCGACAAAUGCCACAGCAGCGGCGACCACAGCUGGCCGGGAUCAGGAGAAGCUGAACAGCAGCAUCUUGAGCGUCAGUCUGCCGCCCAGUCCGAAUACUCGCUGCAAUUAUCUUGGCGCCAGCGGCGAAUCGCCGCCAGUUAGUGCAGCUGGAGCGGCACCUGCUGCGGGCGCUGGUGCGGGUGCGGGUGCAGGUGGCAACGGCGCCAGUCACUGGGCACAGAAGCUGCGUCUAUCGAGCAGCGGCGAGGCACAACAGCGCAAGCUGCGCACCAGCUCGAUGAACGACGAAACCGAUGGCGGUGCCGGCGGAGCAACUGCAUCCAAGACGGUAACAGGCACAAGUGCCAAUGUGCUGGGUCUGAUGGCCGGCGCCGCCGCCGGCGCCGGUCCAGCCGAUGGCAACAAUUCGGCCAGGAGCAGCGGCAGCGAAACGAAUCAUUAUACGGACGCGAGCAAUGCCAAGGCGCAGAUGCUGCUGCAGCCCAUCGUGCAGACGCAGUUUAUCCCGUGGGCCAUCUCCUACUUUACGCGUCCCGGCAAGCAGCGCUACAGCAGCGCCGAGGGCAGCACCGACGAGGAGCAGGGCCAACAGCGCUGGCCCAUCGAUCGCAACUCGGCGGAGCUGCGCACACGCGAGUAUCGCUAUCAGCGGAACGAGCUCAUCCGUCGCCAGGCACGCCGCGAACAGCAGGAGAAUCGAGUCCAGCGCCUGGACGCAUUCAGCUUUGUUCGCAAAACCCAAUUCACGCCGUCCCUGGUCAAGCUGUUGCCCUACGAGCAACAGAUCGCGGUCGCCUACAAGGAGAAGGUGCUCAUCUACGAUUUUGUGCGCAAUUCUGUGCACAGCUACGUGACCGAGGCCCUGCCGGACACAGCCAGCGGCCAGUCCCUCGGCAACAGCGCUGGCAGCGGCGGCGGCGGCAGCGGCAGCAGCGGAAACAACAGCGCCAGCCGGCGGCUCAAUGCCAGCCGCUUGCCCGCCUCCAGAUUUGCGCGCGUCUGCAGCUUUGAGCUGUUGAAUGCCCAGGAUGUGGGUCUAAUGCUGGUCGCACACGACGAUGGCGUCAUACGCGUCUGGCAGUCGUCCGGCGGUCCGCAGGAUGCGACCGGCAGCAGCAGCAGCGGCGGCGAACCGCAAGCGAUCACAACUCGCCUGAUCAGCGCCUGGGAUGCACUGCCUCGCGCCGCCUACUACAGCACCGGAGCCGGCAGCGCCGGCGGCGGCAGUAGCAGCAGCAGCAGCAGCGCCGGCUGCAUCACUAGCAACAGUUCCUAUCUGCAGCGUCUGCUCAAAUCGGAUCCGCUGCUGCUCAACACCUCCGGCGGCAGCGCCGUUAACAGCGGCUCCACAGUCGCCGCAGCUGCUGCGGCUGCCGCUACCGCUGCAGCUGAACGUUUCGCUGCCGCUGCCCUAACCGGCGGCGGGAGCGGAGUUAACGCCGGCUCCAAUAGCCUGGGCAGCGGCAGCGGCAUCCACUAUCGGGCGAGCACGGACAUUGUGACAGCCUGGCAACAAUAUAGCCAGCAUCUGGUCGUGGGCUGUGACUAUUAUCGCUAUCUGCGCAUCUGGGAUGUAGAGCGGGAGCUGCGUCUCAGCGAUCUGCAGCUGGGACGCCGCGAAACGAGCGUACGCGUCCUCUCACCGUUUGUGGCCAACAAGCGCUGUGAUCUGAUCGUCGCCGGCUGUGCGGAUGGCAGCGUGCGGCUCUUUGACAAGCGCUGUGCACCGCAGGAUGCCCGGAUACGUGUCUAUCGGGAGCACAUGGCGCCCAUACUUCAUGCCUGCCUGCGCGCCAAUGAGACGUCCCUGGUCACCGGCUGUACGGCGGGCAAGCUGUCCGUUCUGGAUUUGCGCGCUUGCCGGGCGGGCGGUGCCACCGGCGUGCUGCAUCAGUGGGAGGCGGGCGUCGAUAUCACAGCCAUGGCCAGUCAUCAGGUGGCGGAUGCUGUUGCCUGCGGCAAUUCAUCAAAGAUCUGCAUCUAUUCGCUCAAUGGACGCACACAGAGCGUUCUGCGCAGCAACGAGGGCUUCAUGGGCUCCAAAAUUGGACAUCCCACAUGCCUGUCAUUUCAUCCGUACAAGGUGCAACUGGCGGUGGGCUUUGUGGACAACACAGUAGCUGUCUACAGCCCCACACCAGUUUUAUAAACUCUGCAGCCGCUGGAAAACGGACGUCGAUAAGAAUCCUGAAACAAUGUUUAAUGCACGUAGCUUCUAUGCGGAGCCUGCGAUGCAGUCAGCAGUGGCGCAUGUGCGUUCCAACACAAAAUUAAUGGACUU